Messenger RNA from Drosophila ananassae, 1536 nucleotides. RefSeq lists its product as uncharacterized. The transcript has 4 exons. Lineage: Eukaryota; Metazoa; Arthropoda; Insecta; Diptera; Drosophilidae. The record is from RefSeq and is a predicted model, not a curated record. Bases 352 to 1377 code for a protein of 341 amino acids.
UGCCCGGACCGUUGGACGCUUCAGUUGGAUUUCAAACGUUAGCGCGCGCGGUUGUUGGAACGUGUCCCAAAAAAAAAAGUCGAAAAAACAAAACAUAAAAUCCAUUGAGGCUUUGACAACCGAUUUCCUUCACAAUAUUCGAAGGACAGCAGCAUCGCGCAGUUGUGAAAAGUGAAAAGCGUGUUAAGCGUUUGCGUUAAAGCAUUCGCUUGAUCUCCGGCUGAAUUCCAACAAAAAAAGGAAAACAAAUUUAGAAGCGGAAAAUAGGCCAAGUCAUAUCCCAGGCAGACCAAGUUCAACCAGGAAGAUCAUUCCCAGGCGAUCGAGAUUAUCACCUGGUCUCACGUGAAGAUGGAUUCGGAUACGUUAAGGAGCCACCUCCUCCUUCUGGUUUGGCUUCUAUCAUUUGUCACCUUAUGUCGAAACACAUUGGCGGUUAAUCGACAGGCGGAUUUGGAUUUGGCAGCGCAGCUAGCGGAUGCGGAGGCCGAGGCGAGACCAGACUACGCUGGAGACUCCCCAGACACGCCGCACAUACGCAGAAAACGUUUGAUUUGGAUUACGGACGAUGGAAGAUUGGCCCUGCCCCCGGGCACCGCCCUGACUUUUACUCCAACGAUCUCCAUGCCCCUAGUGCGGCAUCCGCCUGAGGGUUUCUUCUCCAACCUGACCAUCAGCUUCCCCGUUACCAUUGACUUUGACAAGCUGGGACUGACGGAUAAUCAGAAUCCUCUGGGGGAUCUGCCGCCAUUAUUUGCCCGCUCCUUUGGACACGAGGCGGGUCACAUGGUGGGCGAGUACGUGGCUAGAUAUCUGCAUGUACAGCGGCGCAAGAGGGAUCUCAGCGAGCAGCGGAGUAGAAGCGACGAGGAUCAUCCCUUCAAAGUCCAGGACGAGGGUCCUAAGUUUCCGGAACUGCCCGCCGGACUGCAGCACAUAUUCCACGGCGGGGAACGGGUCCUGCUGUACGGUGUGGUGGAGGACUUUCUGUCCACGUUCGGGAUGGAUGGCAAAGCCUGUUUGCUGCGAACAAUCUGCGAGAUGCACUCCCGGAGUCUCGAGAAGUUUGGCGUCUUUGGUGAAAUUUCGAAGUUGUUUCUAACGGUGACCAAAUCACCUUUCGCUGAUCUCGUUCCCGACUAUGUUCAAGCCCAGGAAGUCGGUGAAGGGAAGCAGGCUCCAGGCGAGUGUUUCCCUUACUACAAGGCCUGCCCGAAGAGCAUAUUCAAAGCCCUGGCCAGCAAAUACAGCAAACCGGCACCUGCAACAAAGACGAAAAAUACGAAAACCACUGAAAGACCCAAGGGAGAGUAUUACGAGCAGCAGGUGAUACAGUUGCCCGCCACGCGGGAUCGGGAAAAUGAUGUGUUCAUGUAGAAGAAACCUCCUCCCCCAGCGACAGCGACUCCCAUUGUUGACCUCGUCUAGCUUUUAGGAUUAAAGUCACUUGUUUUUAAUUAACGCGUACUAAUUAAUUUAUUAUUAUUUAUUUGAUUUAUUUAUCGUAUUUAUUGUUAGCUUUAGGCGUUGUUAACU